Capsella rubella is the source of this 291-nucleotide messenger RNA. Its product is annotated as putative defensin-like protein 231. NCBI's taxonomy places the organism in Eukaryota, Viridiplantae, Streptophyta, Magnoliopsida, Brassicales, Brassicaceae. The transcript has 2 exons. Gene Ontology annotation, biological process: signal transduction. The record is from RefSeq and is a predicted model, not a curated record. Bases 25 to 291 code for a protein of 88 amino acids.
UUGUUAUCAACAACUUUUUUAAUCAUGAAAUUUGCUACCUGUUUCAUAGUUUCUUAUGUUCUUGUUUUUCUCGUUCUGAGCGCUUGUAAAGAAGUGGAAGCUGAGGGACUGUGUAAUAGAAUAGAAGACAUAGAUGGGAAUUGCGACAUUGAGGGAGAGAAGGAGUGCUUGAAGUUCAUGAGGAAUAAAUAUAAGAAAGAAAGACAUGUUAGCUGCACAUGUACUAACCUUUACAUGUAUCGCAAGACCAAACGCUUUUGCGACUGUAAACAUCAAUGCUCAAGUACUUGA